AUGUCGCGUCGACCGCAAACUCCUUUCAUGGAGACCCUCUUUUCCCAUUCAUCAGGAAGUGGUCCCUCGGCUGUUCCACAAUCCGCGCAAGCAUUCAAAACAGGCGACAUACUCUUUUGGACCGGCCACAAAGGAAUUACACCUCCCCCGUCACCACCACCACAAUCAUCUUCCUCUUCUUCGCCUCCGUCAACCAACAACUCAAACGAUGAUGCUAAAAUCCGUGUCACUGUGGUUAGGAAACACGAAACCGUUAUUGCGGCGCCACGUUCACACAGAGGAGCAAAUUUGAACGGAGCUUCGAUUACCAGUACCAGUAGAAUUAUCACACCCGAAGAAGUUAGCGUGUUUUAUGAUAUACGAAUCGAAGCGGAGACGAGCGUCCAAAGGGUCAAUGGGAAGGAGUUAAGAUGGCUUUGUGCGGUUGAGUAG
Molecule: messenger RNA, 432 nt
Organism: Botrytis porri
Lineage: Eukaryota; Fungi; Ascomycota; Leotiomycetes; Helotiales; Sclerotiniaceae
Exons: 2
Coding region: 1-432 (143 amino acids)
Source: RefSeq, a predicted model, not a curated record